ACAGACGGCGGGGUACAGCUCGAUUGCAGCUUGAUUAAGACAAUUUAGAGGAAAUAAAUGACUCGUUGACAAAAUUAUAUCCGCCUAUACAAGUAAAUGAAAUGAAAAUGUGGCUUAUAAAUAUUGUUUAAGUUAUAUUUGCGAGUGUACAACGAGUGCAUCGUGGUAUAAAAAUGUAUUUUCAGUGCAUCGUAGGAGCCAUUUUUACAGUAUUUAUUUUGUGCGUUCAUUGUGAUAAUGCAGUUAAUUACAACGAAAGUAUGAAGAUUUAUGUUCCGUCCGAACCUCUGAAUUUAACAGUUAUCAAUGUGACCAGCGAAAUUAUUCACCUCUCAUGGACCCCGCCAUCCAAUUUCAAUAUCAAAUUGCUUACAACCGCUAAUGAUGCACCCAAACCAGACCCUGACCAAGCCACGGAGAAAGCUAAACAUGAAACCCUUGCCGACGAACCAGUUAAUGACGUGGAACACGCCACCCUAACCGACGCUUCCACAAUCCCAGAGAAAUUAGACUAUUCUCCAUUUCUAUACAAAAACGACAAAUCUAAAUACAACGAUGAAUAUUCAUCAUCAGAUAUACUAUUUGACAAGUCUUAUCGAAGUUUAAGAGAGAGACGAUCCCAUCGGCAUAGAAAGAGACGACAGGACAGCAAUUCAACUGACCCGAGGCUACAUUUAGAGAAAGUUCCAGAAGACACGCACGAAGAGUUUCAAUUACCAAUAGAAGUGGUUAAGAAAGCAUCAGCCAGUAUACCUCAUAAAGAUUUGACACAGAUCGCAUACGUUUUGUAUUACGAACAAGGAGUACCAAGGUAUAAUGCCGCGUCUACCGUCGGUGUGCAAACAUCUACGAAUGUUAAGAGGAAUAACGUAUUCCCAAGUGAUUUGGGAAUGGAAAACUAUUCGAAGGCGACAAGGAAUAUCACAUUGUUGAAUAAAUUGGGCGUCCUCACGAAAGUAGUUGGUUUUCGUUUAAGAAACUUAAAACCAUUCACACCAUACAAGAUAUGGGUGAGGGCUUUCUACAAGUUCUCAUUCAGCGGAGUCAGUUCAUCAGAUCUGUUGGAGCGGUUAGGUCCACAAUCAGAGCCACUGUACGUACUGACAGAUGUCAGGCCGCCGUCAGCACCUAUCAUAUUAAAUCUGACAUGUGAUCAACCUAAUGGUAUUCUUUAUCUUCAAUGGCGACAACCAUUGGAGUACAAUAACUCAUUGGACCAGUACGUGGUGACGGUGCGGAAGGUACCAGAACAACAGCCGAGGACUACACUGAGGCUUCCUACCAACAAAACUGAUAUUGAUACAGCUAUUAAUGUGCCUGUAGAACUCUGGAACGUUUCGCGGUACGAGGUGAAGAUAUUCGCAGUCACCCUCUCUGUGGCUAAACCUGGAACACUCGUUAAUGGAUUAGAAUCACCUCCAGAGGAGGUGUCUAGCGACUCUUGCGUGGCGUACUCGGCCGCACGUCAACCGAGCGAGAUGACGCGUACGAGCCGCAGCGUGGGUACUGCGGCAUUGCUGGCUGUCACACUGCUGGCUGUGCUCGCAGCUGUCGGUGCUGCUGUGCUGUACUGGAGAUGUCGAUCCCGUUUGAGUAAAUGCAUCAGCGCGGCGUACAAUUAUUUAGAAGAGGGAGGUGAGAGAGCGGCGCGGGCGCCACUGAAUGUUUACAAGAAACCCGCGCUGUGCUCUCCGCUGCGUGCGGGCGGUGGUGGGGGCGGGGGCAGCGUGUGCGGGGGCGGGGAGGAGGCGGAGGCGGCGCGGCCCCCCCGCAUGGGCGGGGCCGCACGUCCCCCGCUGCGUGCGCGUGCCUUCGUGCGUCACGUCGCCGCACUGCACGCUGACGGAGACAUCGGAUUUAGCAAGGAGUAUGAAAUAGUAGUAGCGAAGUCAGCAGCUCUCGGCCACACGAGUCAUCACAGCUACCGUCCCGAGAACAGAUUGAAAAAUCGCUACCUGAAUAUUACAGCUUAUGAUCAUUCGCGUGUGUGUGUGUCUGCGGGUGCGCGGUGCGGUGCGGCGGGAUGCGUGGGCGCAGGUCGUGGUGCCGCCUGCGAUUACGUCAAUGCCAACUUCAUAGACGGUAUGCUGCCUGCACUGGACGCACGGGCUGAGAGACGACUCGAACGCAAACUGCAGCGACGUGCCAAACCACAGAGACAACCAUCAGUGAAGCAAUCCAAGCCGCCACCGAAUUUGGCAGAGGGCAUAGAGUCUGCCUUCCUCAACAUAGAGUUCUCCGGCAUCGUGGAGUCGGAAGAGCAGCCCGAGGACUCUGACAGCGACAGAAGUGAUGAUGACAGCGAGUUGGAUGACGUUUAUGUGGAUAUCAAUGGCGUGGCACGUCGUGUGAAGCUGGAGUGGUUGGUGUGGCGGCGGCGGUACAUCGCUACUCAGGGCCCCACCCCCGCCACGCUUGAUGCCUUCUGGCGUAUGAUCUGGCAACACCGGGUGCAUACUGUUGUUAUGAUCACUAAUCUAGUGGAAAGAGGCAGGCGCAAAUGUGACAUGUACUGGCCGGCGGGAGGACGCGGCAGUAGCGCGGAGUUCGGUGGUGUGCGCGUCACCUUGUUACACGAGGACGUGCGCGCCGCGUACACAGUACGUAAGCUGCGCGUGCGUCUCAUACACAAGUGUGAUGGCGUUGAAGAUACUGCAGACAGUGGCCGUAUCAUUCUGCAGUAUCACUACACAGUGUGGCCGGACCACGGUACUCCGCGACACCCUUUAGCCGUGUUACCCUUCGUUAAAGCCGCUUCUGCUGACCCCGGUACCGUGCUCGUACACUGCAGUGCCGGCGUGGGUCGUACAGGCACUUACAUAGUGUUAGACGCACAAUUAAAUCAACUAAAAUUAACCGGUACUCUAUCCCCUCUUGGUUUCCUCUGUCGCGCGCGCACGCAGAGAAACCAUUUAGUACAAACUGAAGAACAAUACGUAUUCGUUCACGACGCGUUACUUGAACACGUAAGGUCUGGAAAUACAGAAGUUGAAUUCGCCAAAGCCAGAGAAUACCUACAGAAUCUUCUAGAAGAUAUCUCAGAAGAAGAAUUAGCGGUCAUGGAUCUUAAUCUAGCUAGACCGAAGAGUGUUAAUGAAGUGAACGGUGAAACAUCUAGUAUCAAAUCCAGUCAGAAUGUUUCCGAUAAAGAUGAAAUGGUGGAUGGAAGUCAAAUAUCAAUAAAGACUGAUGAAUUAAACAGUGAAUUGAGUAAGUCUUCGGUAAGAGAAGAUGAAGAACAGAGUACGGGAUUGGUGAAUGGAGAUGAGUCGGAGGGAGUGUAUGACUUAGCUCCUCGGUCUACGGACACCUAUAGUAAGAAUAUGGCUGCUUAUAAUAAUUUAAAUGAACAAGAGAAGGAAGAGAUGAGACGGGCGAACAGAGCAGAAAACUACGCGUUAUUAGAACGGAUGCGUUCACUUGCCAAUCGCAACAAUGUGUACCAAGGUCCGCCGCCUGUUAACUUGUUAGAAAAACAAUUCCAGUUGAUAACUCGAUCGUGCGUGGAACCGAGCGUGUGCGCGCGCGCACCUCACAAUGCAGACAAGAACCGACCUGGCGGCAUCCUGCCUUCAGACUCUGCCAGGGUUAUGCUCGUGCCCAAACCUGGGGUUGAAGGUAGUGAGUACGUGAACGCGUCCUGGGUAUGCGGAUGGCGACGGCUGCGUGAGUUCGCAGUGGCGCAGCACCCGGCCGGCGCACCCGAGCUGUGGCGCCUGCUGUGGGACCACACCGCACAGAUUGUACUAUUUCUGCACGAUCCUGAUGACCCGGACUGCGAUGUAUUCUGGCCGACGGAGGAGGACAAGGAGCUGUUUGUAGCCAACUUCAGAGCGAGCUUCGUGUGCAAAGAUGUGUACGUAGCGCACAGGAAGAGCGAACGCAAGCCGAAAGAGGCCGAACCCGAAGUGAAUGGCUACAGACGACAGGAGAGCGAGUGCGCGGACGACGAGCGCCUCAUACCUGACAAUAACUCUCCAGUCAUCGACACCGAACCAGCCUACAGGUUCGACAGGACCGAGCUGAGGCUGGAGAGGCUCAGCGCUGGCAGCAGGGACCUCUCAGCAAGAAAGUCAAUAGCCAACGGCGACCUCUUCUCCUCCCUGUCCGAAAAGAAAAACGGGCCCAAAUCUCCAAAGAGCCCAUCGAAAAUGUCCCUUAAAAACUUCAAACUCAGUUCCCCCACGAAGUUCAAAUUCCCCGAGUGGGGGGCACGGACUGCGGGCUCCCCGCCCGACACCGCCCCGCCCCCGCCGCCAGUUGAGCCCGCGCUCUCCGUCGAGGAGGAGACGGAGCUCCGGAGACCAUGUUAUUACUUCGAGAAAGUCAACCAAGUGCCGGACAAUGUGUCAUCCGAUAGGAUUAUCGAGGUUACAAAUGUUAGUGUGCACUCGUUGCAAGACGAUUACCAGCUAAGUGUUAAGUUUAUAAAGUGUAGUGGGUGGCUGGAGGGGGAGACCACGGUGUACUCGGCGGGCAGGCCCGAUGACAACGAGUACGUGCGCGCAGUGCGGACCAGCGCAGGCGCAGAGCGGGACCGUGCGCUUGAUGCACUCAUCGCGCCAUACAAGGACUCCUUCGGCCUCAUUGAGUUCGUCGCCGGCUGUCAGAUGGAGUACAAGAAUGGACCUGUUAUUGUUGUUGAUAAGUACGGAGGUUGGAAGGCGCUAAGUUUCUGCGCUCUGAGCGCGGCGUGCGGCGGUGUGGGCGCGGAGGCGGCGGAGCUGUACUGCAGCUGGGCUCUGUCUGCACACGCGCGCUGCCCGGCCGGACCACAGUCUCCACAGUCCCCACACUCACAGUCACAGUCCCCAAGCUCUAGCAUCUCUCAGGCAGCUCAGUCUCCCCACUCUCCCGCUGCGCUGCUCUCCACGUACUGCGCACUCGCUGCCUACGGGCCUAUGCUUAGUGCACGAAAGAGCUGAACCGGGUAUUGCUGACCGCACCUGAGCUGGUAAUGCACAAUAUAACUUGUACUCAGUGCGUUGUGGUUGCGCUGCUCGACUGUAAUUAGACAAAUUUAGCCAUUUAUUUUGUAUACGGCAGCCAUCUUUCAUUUGACGCGUCAACCUCAAAACGGCGUGAAACUUUUGCUCGGAUCUUUUGGAGGUUAUUUAAUUUAAGUAUUGUGAUUUAUUAAUUUUAAACACAUUUUACAUGUUUAGAUUAUGUGAUUACGUUAAAUAAUUAAUUUUAUUAGUAAAAUUUUAUUUUCAAAUAAACCAUAGACAAACAAAUAAGGAAAAUCGAUAACUUUUUUAUUAUUCAAUUGAGUCCGAGCAAAAGUUUAACGUUAGUUAAACGCUCAAAAUAUUUUGAACAAAAAAUAUCGUAUAGUAGAAAUUAUUAUAAAUAAUUUGUUCGUGUAAGGCUUCUCUUAUGAAAUAAGACGUGGUUGUGUGCGAUAUGAAGAGGCGGCUAAGAACUUUCUAGCAUUUUUUAAUAUAGCCAGCUUGUAGAAAUAUUUAUAUAAUACGAUUUAACAAAUUAUUUGCCA
Papilio xuthus (Asian swallowtail) is the source of this 5497-nucleotide messenger RNA. RefSeq lists its product as uncharacterized. The transcript has 21 exons. The record is from RefSeq and is a predicted model, not a curated record. The coding region runs from base 174 to 4925 and encodes 1583 amino acids. Gene Ontology annotation, molecular function: protein binding; protein tyrosine phosphatase activity. Gene Ontology annotation, biological process: protein dephosphorylation. NCBI's taxonomy places the organism in Eukaryota, Metazoa, Arthropoda, Insecta, Lepidoptera, Papilionidae.